AGCAAACAUAGAAUGAACAAGGCCUGGCGGCUUGGCGGGGGCGAUAGUUUUGGAUGCAGUACGUGUAGCCGGCGACUGAGAGGACCUCGUUGCCGGCGGGGACAGCGGCGCCGGAGGUGAAGGAAGGUCCGUGUCUGGGGCCAUUAUUUAGGCAAGAACGACAAGGUGUGAGGGAGCUCGGUGCAGCAACGUCGCCGUUGGCUGGAACUUGACGAAGAGGGGGAAAUCGGCGACUGAGGUGAUAGAAAACUGCUGGGCUUCAGUGCGUUGACGAAAUUGUUGUCUUCAAGGAUCAGAAAGAGCAGUUAAAAAUGGUAGUAACGUCAGCACAAUAUGACAGAUUCUCAAUGGAUUUUGCAAUGGGAGGUGUAGCAGCCAUUAUAUCUAAGAGUGCAGCGGCACCAAUAGAGAGAGUUAAGCUUUUAUUGCAAAAUCAAGGGGAAAUGAUAAAGAGAGGACAACUCAAGAGACCAUAUUUGGGCGUAUCUGAUUGCUUUAAGAGGGUCUUGAGGGAGGAGGGUCUCUUUGCCUUUUGGAGAGGGAACCAAGCCAAUGUUAUACGAUACUUCCCAACACAAGCUUUCAAUUUUGCAUUCAAAGGUUACUUCAAAAGCAUUUUUGGGCAUUCCAAAGAGAGAGACGGGUAUAUUAAGUGGUUUGCUGGAAAUGUGGCUUCAGGCAGUGCUGCAGGAGCUACGACUUCACUACUACUGUAUCAUUUAGAUUAUGCUCGCACCCGAUUGGGUACGGAUGCAUUAGAAUGCCAUGCCAGUGGUCAGCGCCAGUUUAAAGGGCUAGUUGAUGUAUAUCGCAAAACCUUAUCAAGCGAUGGAAUUGUUGGCUUGUACAGGGGAUUUGGGGUUUCAAUAAUGGGAAUCACCAUGUAUCGAGGCAUGUACUUUGGAAUCUAUGACACCAUGAAACCUCUUGUCUUAGUUGGGCCUUAUGAGGGUAAUUUUUUUGCUAGUUUCAUGUUGGGUUGGAGCAUUACGACCUCUGCUGGAGUUUGCGCCUACCCUUUUGACACACUCCGACGGAGGAUGAUGUUGACAUCCGGACAGCCAAAUAAGUAUCGCAAUACAUUGCAUGCUUUUAACGAGAUUGUGCGACAGGAGGGAUUCUUUGCUCUUUUUCGGGGAGUCACCGCAAAUAUGCUUCUUGGCGUCGCAGGAGCUGGGGUGCUCGCAGGAUAUGAUCAGCUGCACCGAAUCUCAUCAAGACACGGUCUCCAUAAUGAGCAGCCCAGACAGGGAGCUUUGAAAUGAAAGUCUGAAUUAUGGAGACAUUUUAUGGUGGCCAAAUCCAUUCUUGUUGGUUCGCUCUGCUUCCACCGGCUGCAAAAGCUGUCCAUCAAUUUGCCCUCUUACGUGAUUUCCUUUGUCUGAUAUACAAGAUCAGGCGUGUAAUAUUAUUUCAAUAUGGUUAUUAUGCAUAACCGUAUAUUUUAUGGUUAUGGUUCUACUCAUUGAAUAGAAUAGAGACCUCUGCUUUUAAAAGAAGAAGAAGAAGAAGAAGAAGAUAGAAUGGAGACCACAAGGGACGCUAGAUUUGACAUUUUUCCUGCUUAUUUCAGAUCUAAUGCAUGCUCAGUUGCUCCUCUCUCUCUCACAAUUUGUAUAAACAUUCUGUUCACUUGCAUCGAAGUUUCUCAAUUUAAGUUUGGUUUAACAAAUGAAAA
Molecule: messenger RNA, 1678 nt
Organism: Neltuma alba
Lineage: Eukaryota; Viridiplantae; Streptophyta; Magnoliopsida; Fabales; Fabaceae
Product: ADP,ATP carrier protein ER-ANT1
Exons: 4
Coding region: 312-1265 (317 amino acids)
Biological process (GO): mitochondrial ADP transmembrane transport; mitochondrial ATP transmembrane transport
Cellular component (GO): mitochondrial inner membrane
Molecular function (GO): ATP:ADP antiporter activity
Source: RefSeq, a predicted model, not a curated record